AUGUUUGGCGUAAAAAUUCAUCCUCAUCGUUCUUUAUUAAUUUCUGGUGUUCUUGGUUGUUUUUUAAUAAUUUUUAUUUUGUUAUCUUAUAAAGAAAAAAAGAACACAAUAAUUAAACAAAUUCAAAUUGAUAAUGAUGAAGAUAUUAAUUUAAUUGAUUUAUUUAAUAAUGCAUUUAAAUUAACUUAUCAAGCUGGACAUGCGAUUAAAUUAUUUAAAAAUAAAAACAAUAAUUUAGGAAAAAUUUUAAAGAAAAAAUCAUUUGAAAAUUUACCAAGUGAACCUGUAACAAUUGCAGAUGUUAUUUCACAUUCGAUUAUAACCAAUGGUUUAAAAAAUAAAUUUCAAAAUCUUCAAAUUGUAUCAGAAGAAAAAGAUCCACUUGAUAAAAAAGCAUUUCAAAUUAUUAAAGAAGAAUUCAAUGUUGAAAAUCAAUUACCAAAUAUCCCAAUCAUUAAAGACGAUGAAAAUCUUAUGAAAGUUCCUUUAUCAUCAGUUGCAGUUUGGGUUGAUCCUUUAGACGCAACAAAAGAAUUUACAGAGAAUCUCCUUCAAUAUGUUAUGGUUAUGUUAUGUAUUACAAUAGAAAAAAAACCAACGAUUGGAAUUCUUUAUGCACCAUUUACAGAUAAAUUAAUAUGGGGAUGGGUUGGUGUUGAUCGUUCACAUAUUAAACGCGACGAAAAUAGUCUUUUAGAAACUCAUAAACCAAAUAUUGAUGAAAUUAUUUUAUCUCGUUCACAUGCUGGUGAUACUCAUGAAAUUCUUAAAAAGAUUUAUCAUGAUAAACAAUAUAGAAUUAUUCCAGCUGCUGGUUCAGGUUAUAAAACAGUUCAAGUAUUAGAAGAAUAUGCCGAUUAUUAUCUUCAUACAACUCCAAUUAAAAAAUGGGAUCUUUGUGCUCCAGAUGCUAUUUUACGAGCAAAUAAUGGAAUAAUGACAACACUUAAAAAUCAAACAAUAUCUUAUGAUCAUGAAAAUACAAAUAUGUUAAUUACCGAUGGACUUUUAGCAACAUAUAAAAGAGAUCAUAAUGAAGUUAUAAAAUUCUUGAUGGAAUCAAAUCUCACAAAAUAUAUUUCAAAAAAAAAACAUUAA
Messenger RNA from Adineta steineri, 1098 nucleotides. Lineage: Eukaryota; Metazoa; Rotifera; Eurotatoria; Adinetida; Adinetidae. The record is from the annotation of a GenBank genome assembly.